CGUCGCUUACGCGUCCGCCCAAAAGCCAGCAGCGCCUGACGGGCCGAUCGCCAUCAUGAAAACAUUCGCCCGUCGUUAUCGUUGUUUCUUCUACGUCCUUGCGGGACUCCGCGGUUUCGAGUAAUAUCGAGCGUUCGCGACGGGAAGUCGUGAACACGCGUAGCAGAGUUGUAAUCUUGGGAAUUCCACAGUUCGCUCUUGCUGUUUGUAACACGACGCAAGUGACGUGAGAAGAGGCUCUCUGUCGUCGUGAGUUUGCGUGAAGUGCGCUGCGAGGGAUUAUCAAAACGAGAUCGAGCCAUUGCGAGUCACGGCAGAGAGAGACAGGCGAAUCUCUCGUCGCUCUUGUCGCGCGGGGUGUUUGCGAUAAAGAAUACGGUUGUGCCACUACUUAAAUGCCUCGUGCAAAUUCCUACUCCAUGUUGUGCAUCGGUUGCAACACGGCUUCGUGUUGGAAAGUGAGUAUAUGGUGACACACGGUUGUGGAAGAACAAUUAGGGAGAGAGCUGUGGCAAAGGGCACUUAGUUAUCCUGCACCAAGCUGACUGCAACUAACCACUGUUUCUCAAGACAGUGAUUACAACUAAAAAUAUAAAUCCAAGUCUCUUUAGUUGAAAAAGAGAGACAUUAAAAGACAAGAAUCAUGGAACGAGAAUCUAAUCCUAUGCAAGCUCUGUGCCGCAGUGGUUGCGGAUUUUAUGGUUCUCCUGCUACUGAGGGCCUUUGUUCUCUUUGCUAUAAGGAAAAUCUGAAAAAGAAACAACAGCCUCCAGUGUCAGCUGCUGCUGUACCAACUUCACAAACAGGCUCUAGUAAUACUGGCACAUUGCAAGGGAGUUUUGGGAAUCCAGCAGCUACAGGAACGACAGCUCAACCUACCAUUCCUACAAUACCUCAGUCAACGUCAGAUCUGCCCAGUCCCAAAGAAAAGGUAAACAGGGAAGAUCAGGAGAGUGAAGUAGGUGUAAGCAGUGCAGUAGCUGAAACUUCAUCAGCGAGUAGUGGAGAUGUAGACGAUUCCUUUGAUGGCAAAGAGACUGAUAAAGAAUCUAAGAAGAAGAAAAAUCGUUGUGCUGUAUGUCGUAAAAAAGUUGGUUUAACCGGAUUUGAGUGCCGUUGCGGAGGACUGUUCUGUGCCGUGCAUCGGUACAGUGACAAGCACGAUUGCAAAUUCAACUACAAAGAAAUGGGCGCUCAAGAAAUUCGGCGCAACAAUCCAGUUGUUGUUGGUGAAAAAGUGCAAAAAAUUUGAACUAUUUAGCAUGUAGUUGGGAAAAUGGUUAUUACAACUAUAUAAACAAACAAUAUAAAAAAACGAAGAAAACGAGUUAAAUUAUCUGGCAGCUGAUUCGCACGUUGAGGAGUGGAACGAACGAGUGUGUAAGAUCGAGAGAAAGUGAAAGAAUGAAUGCGAAUGAGCACGUAAGAACGACAGAAAAAUUGUUUUUUUUUUGUUUUUUUUUUGUUUUUGUUUUUUUUGUAGUUCUAUAAACACCGAGAAAAGUGAGAAAAAUAUAAAAAAAAGGACAAAUAUCACAUAAAACAAAUAAACGAAAGAUUGCAAAUUAGAAUGCGUGCGCGUGAGUGAAUGACUCAUUAUUGAAUGUCAGUGCCAUGUAAGUUUCAGAAUCUUCUAGUGAAAGAAUUUUAAUUGAGAGUAUAUAUAUAUAUAUAUAUACGUACAUAUAUAUAUAUAUAUACAUACCACACACACAUACACACAACACACACAUUACACACCUGGUUACUAACUGCUGCCAGCUUACUAUUACUACUAUUAUUCAUAUUAUUAUUAUUCAUAUUAUUAUCAUCAUUAUCAUUAUCAUCAUCUUUUUCAUUAUUACAGUUUACAAUUAUUCUAUCGUAUGUUUAUUUACUUAAAUAAAAAUUUGCGAGAAAUUAUAAGUUCGUGUUAUGGAAAAGCAAAACUCUGUGCGGUCAGUCAGUCCAGGACGUCUCUUUAGUUAGUUCGACAAAUUUUAUGCGUUGUUUCGUUUGUAUGUAAAAAAGUAAAACAACUUUUAAAGAAUGUUGCUUUAGAUAACGGCUGACAUUGAUGGUGAUUACCGAUCAUCUUUAGGUUAAUAAUUAGUCUAAUAAUUAAAUACAUUAGUCUAUUGAUUCAUAUACAUAAUGCAAUGAGAUAUAAGUAGUACUGUGUGUUUAUGUCCAAUAUUCACGUGAAUAUAACCAGCAAUUAUUACUCAUUAGAUAUGUUUCAAUCCAUAUUGCAAAUACUUAUUUACAUUAUGGCUGCAAAUCUGGUACAUGUAAAUUUAAAACCUUUAAAAUAUCUUUGAUUUGUUUUAGAAUAUGAAAACAAACUGUUAAUGGUUGAAAGAUCGUCAAUUAGUUUACUCGUUUUCUUCAUUAUUUUUGCUUGUUUUGCGAGUUUUGUAGGAUAGCUGCGCGAGGUAUUCCGGUGCUGCAUAGCAGCGCAUAAUGUAAAAGUAAAUAAUCAAUAAGAUAUCUAGAGAGGCCGGGCAUUAUAAGAACGAUGAAAAAAAAGAACUGUUAACGUUUGUAAAGCGUGAACAUAUGAUAAAAAAUCGUGCGAAGGAUAUUACACUGAUAAAUUUUAUAAUCCACGUACAUACUUCUAUUUUUCUUCCCCGCGCUUCACAGACUCGUGCCGAAAUUUUGUUUUUAUUCAUAAGUAGUUAUAUUAUAUAUAUAUAUAUUUGUAAAGUUAUAGCAUCUAGCUAAAGGUGUUAUAGCUACUUAACUUUGUUAUUGUAAAAUGAGAUGAGUGGAUAUGAUACAGCAGCGUGCAAGUUCCGCUCUAUUUGAUCUUUAAGAGAUCUUCAUAAAUUAUAGUUUGAAAACAGAAAUGAUAUUGAAAAAGGAUAAAUAUACAUACUGUGACGUUUCGAUUUCGCGUGCAUUAAAUUAAUUUUUUGUUCUUUUCUUUUUUGUAUCCUAAGACAAAGCGCUUAAUUUAUAUGUGCUGCCGUUCUUUUAUUUCUCGUUUUGUAUAAUUAGGACUUACCUGUAUAAAGUAGGCAUAAAUGUAUCCUCGUUAAAGAUUACUUGCUUAAGAUUAUUAUUUUGCGCUAUUUGGGAAAAUGUACAGCAACACUCUUUAUUCUCGAUAUAAAUAUAAAUCGUUGUGUUAAAUGUGUAAUAUCGUAAAACAUAUAUAUAUCUGUCAAGUUGAGUUUCUUUUUCUUCAAGAUCGAACAAGAUAGUAAACUUUACUCCCGUUUACCAACUAUUUUACAUAUAUUGCCGCUAAAAACUACUUCAUUCGAAAGCGAGUUCAUCUCUUCUUAAAACAUAAAGAAGCACUAAAUUUGCAGACAAUUUUUGAUUAAACAAUAUUUAGAAAUUAAGACUUAUAUUGAAGAAAAUCUUUUGGUAUUAAAUAUGAAAGUAAAUAUGAGUAAAUAUGAGAAUAAUUCAUAUACGAUUUUUCCGUAGUUUUUACUGAGACAACUAGGCGCUGACUUCAUGGACAAUGUAUAUAUUAUACAUUUUGUGUCAAUAUGGUUCUUGUUGAGAAAUUUAUUUUAUUUUUGGUUUUGGCGUAUUUUUAGGAAUGAUACCAAUGAGAAAAAUCAGAAUUGAGUAUAGAAAAAAACAAAAAACGCGCGCAUACACACGCCACUCACACACACGUACACACACCGAUUAUCAGUAAUAUCGACGGAAUGGUUGCCUUCAGGCCUUCAUCCUAUUUUAGGCAUAGCAUAUUUUUCUAACGUGUAUCGCAAUAUCGGAAUAAUCUUGCCUAGCGAGAGCGAUCGAAUGGUAGAAAGGAAAAAGAGAGAGAGUGAUUGAGGAAUGUGUACAUGAAGGAUAGAAAAAUGCCUGGAAAUGAGGCAGAGGAAUGUGUGACAAAAAUAUAAAUGGUGAUUUAUAAACGAACGAAAGAGACAGAAAGAGAGAGAGAGAGAACUUAUCAGCGACGAUCGUACUUGGCUGACUAUAUAAGGACGUAACACAAUGCUUGUAAUUAUUACGAUUGAUAUUAGUAUGUUUAAGCUAUUAAAAAGUAACAUCAACUUUAA
Messenger RNA from Pseudomyrmex gracilis, 4010 nucleotides. RefSeq names its product AN1-type zinc finger protein 6 (gene drn). The transcript has 5 exons. The coding region runs from base 644 to 1252 and encodes 202 amino acids. Gene Ontology annotation, molecular function: DNA binding; zinc ion binding. The record is from RefSeq and is a predicted model, not a curated record. NCBI's taxonomy places the organism in Eukaryota, Metazoa, Arthropoda, Insecta, Hymenoptera, Formicidae.